GAUGGUAGGCAAACAAACUAAAACAACAGAGGUUCCAAAGAAAACAAACAUGACACUCUUGCACUCUUGUGGUGUAGGACAAUGCGGAUAUACAAACUAGUAAUGUCUUGACUAAUGCAAAAUGAUUCCAGCAUACAUUAUUUCCAGCGUGGGGAUGAAUAACAGCGGAGGACUUCCAGGCCCAUAAUUCCUUGCAACUUUGCUUGCGGUUCAUUCAAACAUGGAGGAACAUGAGCGAAAGUUGAGGAAUAGUAAAGAACGUGAACUUGGUGGUUCGGCUGAGAGGGUCGAGGUGGACCGGAGCGCGAGCAGGGAGACAGGAGAGGGACAGAGAGAGAGAGGAGAUGGCGCGCGAGAGGGAGAACCCCAAGAGCUGCUGGACUCCAGAUUGGACGUUAGCUCGGAUCAGUUUGACCCAAUGCUGGCGCUGUACUCAACAGACGUACCGUUGCCUUUCCCGAACAUCCGGUGUUUUAAUAACGUGGCCGAGUAUGAGAGCUUCUUGAAGGGCGGCCGUGGGCGCGCGAAGCCCGAGAACGUGGAGAAAAAACAGCGCAAGGCUCAGAAAGGCGUACCAGACCCGGAGAGGAUCGCGCGGCUCAAAGAGUUGAUGGUGAAGAACCCGGUUUGUGAGGACGCGGAAGAGGGCACGAGCGGGCCUCGGAGGCCUAUGCGUCGACAGAAAGCUCCAAAGAAUGUGCUUACAAGGAUGCCACUGCUGGCUGGUAGUCCUCUAGGUUCGCUGAACCAGUGUGUACAGGAACACCUCCGCGUUAAGGUUCAUGUGCGCAGCUUCAAAGGUCUGCGCGGUGUAUGUGCUGGAUUCGUCGUCGCCUUUGACAAGUUCUGGAACCUGGCUAUGGUGGAUGUAGAUGAGACAUACAGGGAGCCACUGCUUGGAGAAGCAUUCUACCACGAGAAAGCCCUCACUGUCACAAGGCUGUUUGAGAAGUUAAAACUGCAGGAGGAAAAGAUUGGCCACGCCCCCCACACACACCCCGUGCCGGCUGCAGAUGGCCAAGCCCCCCCUGAGGCCCAGGCAAAGGAGGGUGGAGCCAAGUAUGGGCGCGUUCGCACACGACACGUCAAUCAGCUGUUCAUCCGUGGAGAAAACGUACUGCUGAUCAACAUCCCCAAGACGUGACCGUGUGUGUGUGUGUGUGUGUGUGUGUGUGUGUGUGUGUGUGUGAGUGUGUGUGUGUGUGUGUGUGAGUGUGUGUGAGUGUGUGAGAGUGAAAGAGUGUGUCUGUGUGGGGUGGGGUGGGGUGAGGAUGUCCUACUAAUAAACAAAAAUGUGACCCUGAACUCGGUGCACACACAUAAAACUGUGUGUGUAAGCAUUUCUCUGAUUGCAUGUCUGAUUGUGUGUGUGUGUGAGA
Alosa alosa (allis shad) is the source of this 1379-nucleotide messenger RNA. It is a transcript of the gene lsm11, whose product is annotated as LSM11, U7 small nuclear RNA associated. The coding region runs from base 221 to 1144 and encodes 307 amino acids. NCBI's taxonomy places the organism in Eukaryota, Metazoa, Chordata, Actinopteri, Clupeiformes, Clupeidae. Gene Ontology annotation, cellular component: U7 snRNP. The record is from RefSeq and is a predicted model, not a curated record. The transcript is spliced from 4 exons. Gene Ontology annotation, molecular function: U7 snRNA binding. Gene Ontology annotation, biological process: mRNA 3'-end processing by stem-loop binding and cleavage.